Molecule: messenger RNA, 540 nt
Organism: Bipolaris sorokiniana ND90Pr
Lineage: Eukaryota; Fungi; Ascomycota; Dothideomycetes; Pleosporales; Pleosporaceae
Exons: 2
Molecular function (GO): acyltransferase activity, transferring groups other than amino-acyl groups
Source: RefSeq, a predicted model, not a curated record
AACCCAUGGCGCAGCCCCCGCCUCCACUACCGCGCCAUCCGCCCGUGCGACAAAUCCGUCUUUCUCGCCCUCGCCGCAGACCCAACCAUGUACAUGGCAAGUACACACGCAACCACCAAGCUCCCCACCGAGCAAGACGCAGACGAAAACAUGCACCAAGGCCCCGCUGGCGGCAGCGAGGGCCGCGAAGAAAAGUAUGGGGUUGCGAUUGGUCAUAUUCAUUCUGCGCCAUCAUCGCUGCAUGAGGCGCAUCAUCGGACUAUGGAGAUUGCGCUGGAUAUUUUACCUGCGUACCAAGGGAAGGGGUAUGGGAGUGAGGCAAUUAACUGGGCGUUGGACUUUGGGUUUCGGCGGGCGGGGCUGCAUAGUAUGCGGUUGAGGGCGUUUGGGUGGAACAAGGGCGCGAUACGGUUGUAUGAGAGGCUGGGGUUUGUGGUGGAAGGGAGAGAGAGGGAGGCUGUGUGGUAUGAGGGGGAGUGGUGGGAUUCGUUUACGUUGGGGAUGCUGGAUAGGGAGUGGAGGGCGAGAGAGGCGGGGGAG